Messenger RNA from Spodoptera exigua (beet armyworm), 2640 nucleotides. The record is from the annotation of a GenBank genome assembly. Lineage: Eukaryota; Metazoa; Arthropoda; Insecta; Lepidoptera; Noctuidae.
UUACUCUGUAGCUGUCAACUCAUUCGAUUGAUUCUAUCUGUCAAUUUUGUCAUCAUUUCGGAUGCGAAUCGUGACUUUCAGUUUCUUGCAAGUUAAUGUGAAUAACUAUUUGUUUUGUAAACUUCAGUGUUACGUGAACUUAAUCCAGAAUGCCUAAGGUUUCAGUUAAGGUAAAAUGGGGCAAGGAGAUGUAUCCAGGAGUGGAGGUGAACACAGAUGAUGAACCUGUGGUGUUCAAGGCACAGAUCUUUGCCCUCACUGGGGUGCAGCCUGAGAGACAGAAGGUGGUCUGCAAAGGGGUCACUCUUAGGGACGAUUCUUGGGCCAACUUCAAGUUGUCUAAUAAUGCUCUGGUGCUGGUAAUGGGCAGCAAGGAGGAAGAUGUGCCAUCUGCUCCCGUGGAACAAACACGCUUUGUAGAAGACAUGAAUGAGUCUGAGCUUGCUACUGCUUUGGACUUGCCCGAGGGUCUUAUCAACUUGGGCAACACAUGCUACAUGAACGCUACAGUACAGUGCCUGAAGACAGUACCUGAACUUAAGAAUGCCUUACUUAGUUAUGAUAAGUCAUCUGGUGGUGGAACCGCGGGGGAGUUAACAUCGGCGUUGAGCGACACGAUGUCAGCGUUAGAAGGGGGCGGGGCUGGAGCUUGCGCGGGCGCAGCUGCCAAGCUACUGCGCGCCCUUCACGCCACUGCGCCACGCUUCGCGGAGCGUGGACCUGGCGGAGGCCUGGCGCAACAGGACGCGUCGGAAUGUUGGACUGAGAUCAUCAGGGCGCUACAAGCCAGGCUGCCAUCUGCGCCCAAUGCACCAGCAAAUAGAUCGUCAGUUAUUGAGCAGUACUUCGGUGGUACCCUGGAUGUGGAGCUGGUAUGCUCGGAGGCAGAAGAACCUCCCACCCGUUCUACUGAGACCUUCCUGCAGUUAUCCUGCUUCAUCUCGCAAGAUGUCAAGUAUCUGCAGUCUGGGCUCCGAUCUAAAAUGUCCGAGCAAAUCACAAAAUUGUCACAAACCUUAGGAAGGGAUGCAAUCUACACUAAAACAAGCAAAAUCAGUCGUCUGCCAGCGUACUUAACGGUGCAAUUCGUGAGAUUCUACUACAAGGAGAAGGAGUCGAUCAACGCGAAGAUCCUGAAGGACGUGAAGUUCCCGUUGGAGCUGGACGUGUAUGAGCUCUGCUCACCCGAGCUGCAAGAGAGAUUGAUGCCUAUGAGGAACAAGUUUAAGGAAUAUGAAGACGCAAAUGUGGAGUCGUCUCUAAGUUCCAAGAACCAUGGAGACAGUUCAAAAGAAAUUAAGAAAAAGGACCCGAUGAGAUCUGUACCCUACUGGUUCCCUAAUGACGUAGGCAGCAACAACAGCGGGUACUACCGGCUGCAGGCAGUACUGACGCACCGCGGGCGCUCGUCGUCCUCCGGGCACUACGUGGCCUGGGUCGCUCGCGGGGACUCCUGGCUGCGCUGCGACGACGACGCCGUCACUCCCGUCACCGAGGAGGAGGUGCUCAAGCUCAGCGGAGGCGGUGACUGGCAUUGCGCAUACCUCCUGCUGUACGGGCCUAAGAUCCUUCAAGUUCCAGAAGUGGACGACAAGCCAGAGCCGAUGAUCACGGAACACGACGACGAAGACCCACCCAUCGCCCUCGCGUAACGCCUCCAUACAUACAUAGCAUACAUUUGUUCCAGCCCGCUUGACUAUUCUGCGACAACUUCUGCAACUCGCACAACUUUCUUUAGCCAUAAUGUAUUUCUCCUAUAUUGCUACCUGAUAUAACGAUGUAGGAAAUAAGAACUCAUAUUAUUUAGUUCAUAUCAGAUUAGAGUAUGCAAACAUCGGCACUAGUCUGUGAUUGCUCUAGGUAUAAAAUAUACCUAAUAAUUUCCAAUGCGCUAAAAUCAUUCGUUUGAGAAAAUAUUUGCCCUAAAUUAGCGCAAUGUUUGCGCAAUUUGCGCAUGUGAUUUAUACUACGUAUUUCAUUAUAUGAUCAAUGCGCAUGCCAAUAUCCUUUGUAAGACUGCGUUAAUCUGCGAAAACUGCGCAUAAUUUACUGCGCAACCCGUUUUGCGCUAAAGACUGGCAAAUUGGCUGUGUAUCAGAUAUAUUGGAUCGGUAUUAUGCUUCAGAGUAGCAAUAUAGGAGUAUGAGAUAUCUGAAAUACUUAUGACAAAGCGUUAUUAAAUAUGUGUAUGUCUUAGACACCUACUGUAUAGAGGGACAGAGAUUUGGGUUCACUUUAUGUUCUAAAAUUGAGUCUUAGUCUGAAGUAUAAGCGACAUCCUUUAUUCUUAAAAAGAAAAUUCUCAUUGCGCAAAAUGGCAUGGCAAUAGUUUAAGAAUUUAUUAUGGAUAUUCUAAAUGCAGGUAGAUUAAUAUAAAGUAAUUUAUUGUCUUCUAAGCAUAGUAGUAGUUUAUUCUACUUCGCUAUGCUUUGUAUUGCCUUGGCCUCUAGUAGCGUAUUAAAAAAACAGGUGUAGAUAGUAUAUAAAAUCUACAGAAUACUAGUCUCCUAGAUUAUUGGUGUCAAAUAUGAAUUGAAGAAACCAAUCAGAUUUAAUUUAUUUAUUUAUUUAAUAUAAACUCGCUAUAAAUAUUUUGCGUUUACUUUUGAGGUCAGCUAGUUAAAUAGCGCAAUAAAUUAA